CAGACCCUCGGCUGCCGGCGCGGAGAGCGCGGCAGAGGCAGCGCUGAGGGGAGGGCGGAGAAGGAGCGGAGGGGGCCCCGCCGGCGCUGCCUCUGCACGCGUCCCCUCCUCGCUCCGUCGCCCGCUGCUGCCUCCCUCGACGGCGGCCGCCUCGCCUCCAGCCUCCGACCCGCCGCGCCCGGCUGCUGCCCCAUGGCCCCCGGCGGCACUUGCGCCAUGCCGGCUCUGGCAGCGCUGCGGGCGCGCCUCUAAGCCCAUGCCAUGCUCCUGCCGCUCCUGCCGGCGCUGCUGGCGGCGUUCGCGCCCUCGCUGCCCUGCUGCCGCGGCUGGGCGCCCCCCUCGGCCCCCCCGCCGCCGCCGCCGCCUCUCAACGCCUCCGCCUCGCCCGCCAGCAGCUCCCCCGAGGGUCGCCGAGGGUCCGGCGAGAGGGCCCAGGCGGGCGACCCUCGGCCCCCCGCCGGCACGCCCGGCCCGGCCCGGCCCGCGCCUCAGCAGCCCCGCGAGGAGCCGGCGUGCAACAUCAGCGUGCAGCGGCAGAUGCUGAGCUCGCUGCUGGUGCGCUGGAGCCCGCUGGGCUUGCAGUGCGACCUCGUGCUCUUCUCCACCGGCGGGCCGGCCGGGCGCGCCUUCUUCUCGGCCGCCUUCCACCGCGUGGGCCCGCCGCCGCUGCUCAUCGAGCACGUCGGGCUGGCGGCCGGCGGCGUCCAGCAGGACCUGCGCCUCUGCGUGGGCUGCAGCUGGGCGCGGGGCAGGCGCGUCGGCCGCCUCCGCCCGGGGCCCCCCGCCGCCUCGCCCGCCUCCGCCGCUUUCUUCGCCGCCGCCUCCUCGGCCGUGCCCGACGCCGGCCAGCAGCCCUGGCAGCAGGGGGAGCGCAUCCAUUUCUGCUGCUUGGAUUUCAGCCUGGAGGAGCUCAAGGGGGACCCCGGCUGGAGGAUGAACCGCAAGCCCAUCGAGUCCACCCUGGUGGCCUGUUUCAUGACUCUGGUCAUCAUCGUGUGGAGCGUGGCCGCCCUCAUCUGGCCGGUGCCCAUCAUCGCCGGCUUCUUGCCCAACGGCAUGGAGCAGAGGAGAAGCGCCGCCACCUCGGGAGGCGCAGCUGGGGCCGGCGCCGCCGCUGCUGCUGCGAAGUGACGCCCUCGGCCAACUCUUCCCCGCUCGCCUUCGCUGUUGCUUCGUCGUCCGACCUAACCCGGGUGUAUCCGUGUUGUGGGCACUAGAUGGGGGGACCCUUGCUAGAAUUUUUGGGUUUUUUUGUGGGGGGAAGGGGGCAAUGUUUAAAGAAAUAUAUUUUGUAGAUGACGUUAAAGCCAUUUUCCUAGGGAUGAAUGCAGAAGACUGGAGAUUUUACAGCCUGAAGGUUGCUUGGCAGUAAAUCUCUGAGGAGGUGGAAUAUCUCCCCCCCCCAGGCUAAUAUGAAAAGAAAAUUUAUAGAUAAUAUUUCUUAUGUGCUCAAAAUUCAUAUAAAAUGACCAAAACCUGUGUAUUUGCUUUAUAUAUUAAAGAAAAACCACUUUUAUGUCAAUAUUUUAGUAGACUGUGCACACACAGACCCAGUGCACUGUGCAGUAGUUGUUAAGUCAGAGCACUUAUUUGUACACAAACACACUUUUGUCUUUCCAAAAAUGUUAUUUACUAAAAGAGGAAACUUUUGGGGGGCAGGAGUGUCAAAUUUGUUAACACGAUAUAUAUACAUUAUAUAUUGUUAAUGGAGAACUGAAGUUUAAUUACUCUUUUACAAUUGUGUGUGUGUUUCUUAUGGCAGAUAAGGUGUGAUUACUAUUGUA
This is a messenger RNA of Eublepharis macularius, 1784 nucleotides long. RefSeq names its product transmembrane protein 158 (gene TMEM158). Lineage: Eukaryota; Metazoa; Chordata; Lepidosauria; Squamata; Eublepharidae. Gene Ontology annotation, molecular function: peptide binding. The transcript has a single exon. The coding region runs from base 262 to 1131 and encodes 289 amino acids. The record is from RefSeq and is a predicted model, not a curated record.